Messenger RNA from Menidia menidia (Atlantic silverside), 959 nucleotides. Lineage: Eukaryota; Metazoa; Chordata; Actinopteri; Atheriniformes; Atherinopsidae. The record is from the annotation of a GenBank genome assembly.
AUGUGUGGACACAAGUCCGAAGGUCAUAAAACACUGCCUGUGCAACCACUAAAGAGAGUCCCCCCAAAAGCAUGGACAUUGCUGCAGUAAAUGGUCUUCCUUACGAGGAUUUUGUUGAUAUAUUCGGAAAUGUGGUAGAAAAAUGUCCGAUAAUCACAGCUGCUGUGUGGACAAAACGUCCCUUUGCAAGUCUGAACGCUUUGGAGGCCGCCAUACAUGAGUUCAUCGAUGCUCUCCCACAAUCUGGCAAAGAAGGGAUCCUCAGGUGUCAUCCGGACCUCGCGGGCAGAGACCUGCACAGCGGCACGUUGACCCGAGAGUCGCGCGAGGAGCAGGCGCGAGCCGGGAUGCACGCGCUGGGCCCGGAAGAAUCUCGGCGCGUGGCACGGCUGAACGACGAGUACAAGCAGCGCUUCGGCUUCCCGUUUGUCAUCUGCGCACGGAUGAGUGAUAAAGCCAGCAUCUUGCUCCAGCUGUCCGAGAGGUGCAGAAACGAGCGCGCGGUGGAGCUGGCGCGCGGGAUCGAGGAGGUCAAGAAGAUCUGCCGCCUCAGACUUCAAGGUCUUGUGCAUAGUGACGCUCCAAACAAGUUGUGAAUCUGAACCUGUGACGUUUGCAUCGUAUUUCCAGUUUAACCUGAAUGGAAGGACAACUGCCGUCAGACUUAGAGACUGUGAUAUAUACUUUAUUUCAAAAUUACCGUCGGUGUUAUUGAUCCAUCCAAUAGGAAUGAUUCCAACAAUAAAAAUAAUGUCCACCAAUUACUCAUAUUCAGGAUUUGGCUUAGAUUUGUUUGGACCUACACGAGUUGAAACUGAUAUAUGGACAAUAAACACAGUUGAUAUGAUACACACUUUUCAUAAACAUAUUUCCUUACUUUCCACUUGACUGAGGUGAAAGAAAACUCAAUUUGACCGAGCAAGUGUUUGUACGAGUGAAACCCUGCUGUUCCUAAAGUG